GAAAGAAAGAGAUGGAAAAAUGGAAGGCAAGCGUUUUCCACCGCUAGUCGAUAUCCGCUUGGCGGCUUAGUAUCAUGAAACCAGAAGAUCACCGAUUUUCAAAACGAAUAAUCCGUAAAUAAGUUAAAAAAUUAAUCGGUAUUUAACGAUACCAAUAUCUCAUAAAUAUUUAUAAUAACGAUCGAGUGUGUGAGAAUAAUUUGAAAAUUUUUUAAUUUAAAAAAUUGUGAUUUUCGAUCGAUAACAAUUGUGCAUGAGAGAAUAAUUUAAGAAAAAUUUUUAAUUUUUAUAAUAUAACGCAUUGAUAAUGCUGACAAUGUACAAUGCACAAUAUAAAUUGAUAUAAUGAUUAUUGUAAAAAGAAAAAAAUUUGUAAAAGGAUUAAAAUCGUAAUAUAAACAAACGUAUAGUUUUUAUCAUUGCAAUGACUGUUUCAAACAACUACGAUGUAAACUUCUUUUCUGUGUUAAUUAAACGCGUGACCAAGUGAAAAAGUGAAGGACAAGAAAAAGAUCAGAUAGAAAAUGAAUAAAUUCUUAAACAUGUCGUGUUAGUGUCAAUGCGAUCGUGAAGUACAAUUAUUACAAUAAUAUUAUACAUAGGAAAGACAUAAUAUUUUCUUUGCAGAAUUUUAACAAUUUUAAAAGUUUAAUAAGUUAGGAAUAAAUUUUUUUUGUUACACAACUGAUGAGGUAAAAAAUAAUUGAAAAAAAUUUGUUUUUUGCUGAAAACUUUAUUCUAUUUAAAAUGAAAAGAGAUUUUAACGAUCAAAAUGUAAAAUAUUUCAACUAAUUUCUCAUUAUUGAGUGUUUCAAUAAAAAAUACGCUUGUUUUUAAAAGAUAAAAAGAUUCUUACUUAAUAGAUUCUUAUAAAAAAAUAUGCCAAUCAUCGGCUUGUGACAGUGCAAUAUAGUGAUAAAUAAUAGUAAAUAGUGAUUAUAUGUAACAAGACUUUCAUUGACAAGAUCUUAUUCAUUCCUCUUGGUUUUUCUAAUAACACUCUUAUUAGAUUAUUUACAAUUUCCUUUAAAAUUAUGAUAUUUAUUCAUAAAUAUGAAAAUACAAUUAAAAUCGAUAUCAAAGUGGAACAUAAAAAUUCUAUUCUUUUUAAGAUCAAUCAAACAAUAAUUAAACGUUUAAAUAAAUGAGAUUGAAAUUCACGAGAAAUGAAUAUAAUGAAUCAGAAACUUUCUACGUCGAAGGAAAUAGAUAUUAUUUCUAUCGAAUCUAAAUCAAGAGAGAGAAAGAGAGAGAGAGAAUACAGAAAAUACAGUUCACAGCUCUUAACUGCGACGUUUGCUUCUUUAUACUUCUAAUAGAAGUAUAAAGGGAUUGGAAGAAACAAGAAAAAUUCUAAUUAAAAUCAAUGUCAAAGAUAAAAUUAUUCGAUGUAAAUCAAAGAUUCCAAGAAUACGCUUAAUAAAUAAAAACGAAACAGUGGAACAGAGACAGUCCUUGAACAAAUGGAGGAAUGAAGUGAUACGCAUGUUCAACGAAUGCAAAAAACCAGUGAAAUAGCAACGAGACUUUAUUAUAACAUUUCCCAACUGAAUCUUGCCAAUUUAAUGCGAGUCCACUCUCUGCUCAUCCUGCAAUUUUUUUUGGCGAAACGUGAAAACGUGAAAAAUCCACCAUUUUUUUUUUUUUUUGAAAACAAAGAGAAUCGAAGAUACAAUGAAGAACAACAAUACGAGGAGGGAUAGAACGAAAAAUCAUCAAGAAUGACGAUACCAAGCAAUUAUACCACGUACAUGUUACCAGCUUGCGAUAAUCUGACCAACUUCUUCAAUCACUCUCGUGAUCUAACCCUUGACUCGAGAUUAUGGAACACGAGCGAGUUGAGCCAUCCCUUUCAUUCUUACAAUUUAAAAAACAUAACGUGUUUGGAACACGCGCCACACUCAAACAGCAACACCCUCUUUAAAUCUGUCAUAUUGAGCAUCAUGGCGGUCAUCAGCAUAUUGGCCAACCUGGUCACCAUAUACUCGAUCGUCAGGUGUCGACGAAGACACCACUCUUGGUCGGCGAUUUACACGUUGAUCCUGCAGCUAGCUGUAGCCGAUCUCUUCGUAUCAGUGUUCUGCAUAGGCGGAGAAGCGAUGUGGAAUUACACCGUGGAAUGGAUAUGGGGAAACGUUGCGUGCAAAUUGUUCAAAUUCUUUCAGGUGUUCAGCCUGUAUCUGAGCACGUUCGUGCUGGUACUGAUCGGUGUGGACAGAUUCUUUGCCAUAAGAUAUCCUAUGAAAGGGAUGAACACAGCUGAGAGAUGUUUGAAGUUCAUCAUCGUGGCGUGGAUACUAUCCUUUCUACUGUCACUGCCUCAGAUUAUCAUAUUCCACGUUGUCCAAGGGCCGUUCGUCGAGAAAUUCGAGCAAUGCGUGACCUAUGGAUUUUACACAGAGCCCUGGCAGGAACAGCUCUACGUAUCGUUCGGUUUGUUCUCCAUGUUUCUUCUGCCUCUUGGCAUCCUCAUCGCCACCUAUGUUUUCACCAUAAUUACAAUAUCUCGGAGCGAAAGAAUGUUCAAAGUGAAAUUGGCCAAUAACGAUAUAUGCCACGUAAACGGGGAUGUAAAUCGAAGAAAAUUAAUGUAUCGAGCAAAAGCUAAAUCAUUGAGGAUCAGUAUCGUUAUAGUGACUGCCUUUAUAUUUUGGUGGACACCGUAUUACACAAUGAUGAUCAUAUUUAUGUUCUCUUGUCCCGAUAAACAUUUUAGCGAUGAACUACAAAACAUUAUCUUCUUCUUUGGCAUGAGCAACAGUUUGGUAAAUCCUCUGAUAUAUGGGGCGUUUCAUUUGUGGCCGAGAAAGCGUCGGAAUUUCAUCCACAGGGAAAUAUCUACGACGCAACGCAGAUUUACGCCAACCAGUUAUGGGAGUAGCUAUAGACGAGAUUCACGAGAAACGCGUAUACCAAUUUUACCAAAAAAUUAUUGAAAUCGUGUCCAUAAAUCGUAACUCGAUAGAUCUUUGUCGUGUAAGUUUCAAUAAGUUAUUGAUAUUUAUAAAAAAAUUUUAAUAGAUGGAUGUAAAUAUGUAUAUUUGCUUAAUAUAGUUAUAAGAUGAAGAAUUUCUGUUAUUCAAUGUUGAAUUAUAUAACUCUACAUAUGUAAAGUAGUUUAUCUUUCGUAAUUAAUAUAAUGAUUAUUAUAUUUUGUAAGAUGCGUUUUUAUAAAAAUAUGUCAUUAAAAUAAGGAUAAUUCUUGUAGUAUUAUAUAAAUGUACAAAAAUAAAAUUAUACGUUAAUAAAAAAUUAAAUUAAGAGUACAAAUAAAA
Messenger RNA from Apis cerana (Asiatic honeybee), 3275 nucleotides. RefSeq names its product corazonin receptor (gene Crzr). Gene Ontology annotation, molecular function: corazonin receptor activity. Gene Ontology annotation, biological process: neuropeptide signaling pathway. Gene Ontology annotation, cellular component: plasma membrane. Lineage: Eukaryota; Metazoa; Arthropoda; Insecta; Hymenoptera; Apidae. The record is from RefSeq and is a predicted model, not a curated record.